Molecule: messenger RNA, 1573 nt
Organism: Solanum tuberosum (potato)
Lineage: Eukaryota; Viridiplantae; Streptophyta; Magnoliopsida; Solanales; Solanaceae
Product: putative F-box protein At3g10430
Exons: 1
Coding region: 100-1152 (350 amino acids)
Molecular function (GO): protein binding
Source: RefSeq, a predicted model, not a curated record
GUAACAGAUUUGAAUGAGGAACUUUCUUCCUUGUCUAUUUAAGGAAGCAAAAUUGCUUCUGUUGUUUUCAAUUUCUUGGCUUUCCCUAAUCAUAGUUUGAUGGAUGAUUAUGUAGCUAAUUUUCCUGAGGAUACAGUGAAUGAGAUUUUGUUGAGGUGUCCUGUCAAAUUGUUAUUGCGAUUCAAAUGUGCAUGCAAAAACUGGUACGCUCUUAUCAAAACCCCUAAAUUCAUUCAACAACACUUGAAGAAGAAUCGUAGCCCCUUACAACUCCUGAUUUAUGAUAUUGGUGACAUUGAUGAUGAUUCCUGUCCCAUGACUUUGAUUUCUGAAGAAAAUUCCCAAACGUUCCUAGGUAUGCAAGACCUCAUAGGUUAUGUGGACGGCUUGUUCUUAAUGUACGGACAAAUUAAUAGUGCUGCAUUGUGGAAUCCUGCUACUAGGGAGGUGAGAUCCCUUCAUCUCCCUUCACCCAUAAUCGAUUAUUCCCCUAACUUCGGUUUGGGAAUAGACCCCUUGACUAAUGAUUAUAAAGUUGUUUACUUUCUUCACUAUAAAGCAGCAGUCUAUUCGUGUCGUAGGGACUCAUGGAGAGUUUUCAAAAUUGAAGAUUUCGACAAACCACCCCCAUUUGACAAAGAGGUGAGACGCACAUAUGGUACUGCUUAUUUGAAUGGAAAUUAUUACUGGCUGCUAAUUAAUAACAAUAUCAGCACCAUUCUUUUAUUCAACUUUGGGAGAGAAAUGUUUGAAGAGAUUGAAGGGCCAGAUCCAGAUCCUAAAUCUCCUUAUGUUUAUGCAUUUGGUAUGAUGUUGCUUGAUGAUUCCAUUGCCAUCUUGAACAAGAAAAUGGUUGAAAAAUUUUAUUAUGAUAUAUGGGUAAUGAUCCAACCAGGGGUCUGGAACAAACUUAUUACCUUUCAAUGCUUCCCACAUUUUAUCUCUUGCUAUGAUAGCUCUCUCAUUUUGGUAACUAGAGCUUCUCGACUGUUCUCCUAUAAUAUUCGGACUAACAAGACAAGAUAUCUUGGAUUUCAACAUUCGUGCUUGAAAGAUGAUGCAGCAUUUGGUUAUAGUGGUUGUGGGGUUUUUUAUUAUAAGGAGAGCUUAAUAACAAUUAAACAACAAGAGGAUGGAGAGUUGGACCAUUAACUGAAGUGCCAAAGCGGAUGAGCUUAUAAGUAUUGUUUUAAUUAUGUAAUAUAUAUGUUCACUCAAUUUCAGAGUUUGCAUAAAGUGUUUGUAAUUGCAAUAUCUAUCACAUUUUCUCAUACAGUUAAUGCUAUUAUCCUCUACUUAUUCUGAAUGCUCAGUAUGUCAUGAACAAAGGUGACUCCGUAAAGACUUUGGGCUAAUUAUAUAUAGUUCAUGUCUAGAUGUAUAAAAUUUUCAUUGUCUCUGAUCAUAAGUUAUAGAUGUAGACUAGGCUAUCUCAUAUUCCUUCUAAGCCCAAUUAUGUAUUUCAAAUGAAUUAAAAAUGAACUUGAAUGAUGCCUUAAAGUUUCUCAAAUUGAUCAGUCAUCAUGCCUCAGUCCUUUACUGUUUGUUUGGAAUAUUAAAACCCAAAAGUUGA